Molecule: messenger RNA, 1471 nt
Organism: Cottoperca gobio
Lineage: Eukaryota; Metazoa; Chordata; Actinopteri; Perciformes; Bovichtidae
Gene: tmem41aa
Product: transmembrane protein 41aa
Source: RefSeq, a predicted model, not a curated record
AUGCGCUCACUUGUCGGACUAAUCGCUGUUGUUGUUACAGCCAGCUUGUACCUGUAUUCCCUGUCCUUGUACCUUCCUGCGGCACCGCGGCGACGUCCUCAUACAACCGCCGAGAGUGAACAUGUGGAGUCCGAGCAGCCCGCUGACAGCUCCGGGGAACCCGGCAGGUUGAAGUUCCCCUCAGACUUGGAGGAGCUGAGGGAACUGGCUGAGCUCCUGCAGUUUUACAAGACCGAGCACACCGGAUAUGUCCUGCUACUCUUCUGUAGUGCUUAUCUCUACAAGCAGUCCUUUGCCAUUCCUGGAUCCUCAUUACUGAACAUUUUAGCAGGAGCUAUCUUUGGACCCUAUCAAGGCCUGCUGCUUGCCUCUGUGCUCACCACUGUGGGCUCGACAAUGUGCUACCUCCUGUCCCAGGCCUUUGGAAAGCGCUACAUCGCUAACCUCUUCCCUGAUAAAGUGUCCAUGCUACAGAGUAAGGUUGAGGCGAACCAGGACUGUUUGUUCUUCUUUCUGCUCUUCCUGAGAUUCUUUCCCAUGACUCCCAACUGGUUUCUGAACAUGUCUGCCCCAAUUGUCAACAUCCCCAUCACCUUCUUCUUCAGCUCAGUCUUCAUCGGCCUCCUACCCUACAACUUCAUCUGUGUCCAGACGGGCGUCAUGCUGUCAGAAGUGGCGUCGCUGGAUGACUUGUUCUCCUGGGAGAGGCUACUGCAGCUGCUGACCAUCGCCUGCAUGGCUCUGCUGCCCGGCACACUCAUCCGCCGCUUCAGUCAGAAGCGUCUCAAACUGGAUGUCCAGUCGCAGAACGGGCUCAUCACAGAUAAGAAGGUCCAGUGAUUUGUUCUGGGAAUGAGUUUGUUCCCCGACUCUUUGAUGCCCUCUGCCCCCAGGAGUGAAUGUAUUAAAAGUGGUGACUCUUCCGGAAAAAAACUUUGCCCACACACGUGUAAAGGUUUCUUUUAUCUGGGUGUGCUUUACCUUUCUGGAGCCACCUGCAGACGGGAGAGCUUUUAGAAAAAUAAGACUGGCACAGUGGAAUUUGAAGCCAAGUUUUUAUGUUUAACCAGAUGUUGGCAUUUCUGUGCCACAGCAUGCACAAUGUAUGUAUAUACCUGUAUGAAUGUACAGCAAUCAUAAGGAGAGGGAGGGAUUUAAAGGAUAUGUAAACAGUUGGUGUUUCAAGUGCCUGUCGUGCAGUAAUAGACUCCGUUUCAAACUUCUACCUCCAACUUGGACUUGUGGAAAAGUUAAUGUGCCAGCCUACUCAUGUUUGUUGUAGCUGGAUGGUUCAGAUGAUUGUUUUUUUGAUUUAUGUGAAUAAUUUCAUUUGUUGAUGUUGAUGUUUGCAGCAUAUUAUACAACUUGAAAUUGUAUUUUUCUUAUUUGACAAUCACAUUUUCACUAUAAAUUGUAAUACAGCGUGUAGGUAAACUUACUAUUUGCUAUUAAAUACUAUUUUUAAACUCUG